This is a messenger RNA of Phaedon cochleariae (mustard beetle), 3800 nucleotides long. NCBI's taxonomy places the organism in Eukaryota, Metazoa, Arthropoda, Insecta, Coleoptera, Chrysomelidae. The record is from the annotation of a GenBank genome assembly.
GAUAAAUUAUAAUACAGGAAUAGUGAACGUUUAAUUUGUGUGAGACUUGUGUUGUAUGAAAUUGAAUUUUUUGGCGAAGAUGUCUGAAACGAAAAUCUGCAAAUUCGAGCACACCAGCGAAGAGGACGAUCUGGCGUGCGCCCUGGAAAGCGUAGGCGUCAGCAAGAGGAAGGGCAGAGGGCAAGUGCCCUCGGGUUUGACGCACGAGUGCGGAGUGUUCGGCGCUAUAGGGUGCGGUGAUUGGCCCACCUCAUUGGAAAUAUCGCAGAUCAUCUGCUGGGGAUUGGUGGCCCUGCAACACAGAGGUCAAGAAUCAGCUGGAAUAGUGACCAGCGAGGGCAGAUGCUCGAAAUCUUUCAACGUAGUGAAAGGAAUGGGCAUGAUCAGCAAUAUCUUCAACGAUGAGGCCAUCAGGCGGUUGAAGGGAAGCAUAGGAAUAGGCCACACCAGGUAUUCCACUAGUGCGGCAUCGGAAGAAGUCAACUGUCAACCGUUCGUCGUGCACACUGCCCAUGGGGCGCUAGCGGUGGCUCAUAACGGAGAAUUAGUCAACUGUGAUAGCUUAAGAAGACAGGUAUUAGAACACGGAGUGGGACUUUCCACCCAUUCGGACAGCGAACUCAUCACGCAGGCGCUGUGUCUGAAUCCGCCCGCAGGCGAACCGAACGGAGAGCCGGACUGGCCGGCGAGGAUCAAGCACUUCAUGAAUUUGGCCCCCUUGAGUUACUCCUUGGUUAUCAUGUUGAAGGACAAGAUAUACGCUGUCAGAGAUCCGUACGGCAACAGGCCGUUGUGUUUGGGAAAAAUGUUACCAAUCAAUGAACCUCUCCACGUGGACAUCGACGACAGCAGGGAGGCCGAAGGGUGGGUGGUGUCGUCCGAGUCUUGCGGGUUCUUGUCGAUCGGCGCGCAGUAUGUGCGAGAGGUGUUCCCCGGGGAGAUAAUAGAGAUGACGCGCCACGGGAUCCGGACGAUCGACAUCAUCGAGCGGCCCGAGAGCAAGAUGCAGGCCUUCUGCAUCUUCGAGUACGUGUACUUCGCUAGGGCGGACAGCAUCUUCGAGGGCCAGAUGGUGUAUUCGGUGCGCAUGCAGUGCGGCCGGCAGCUGGCCAUCGAACACCCGGUAGAGGCGGACAUCGUCAGCGCAGUGCCCGAAUCCGGCAACGCCGCCGCGCAUGGCUUCUCCAGACAGAGCGGAAUAAGGUUUUCUGAAGUCCUGUGCAAAAACAGAUACGUCGGUCGAUCGUUCAUCCAACCGAGCAACCGCCUGAGGCAGCUGAGCGUGGCGAAAAAAUUCGGCGCCCUCGCAGGCAACGUCAAGGGCAAGAAGGUCAUACUGAUAGACGACUCCAUCGUCAGAGGCAACACCAUCGGUCCCAUCAUCAAGCUGCUGAAGAACGCCGGGGCGACGGAGGUGCACGUUAGGGUAGCCAGUCCGCCCCUGCGCUACCCCUGCUACAUGGGCAUCAACAUACCGACGAGGGAGGAGCUGGUGGCCAACAAGAUGACGCCCAAAGAGUUGGCCAUCCAAGUCGGGGCCGACAGCUUGGAAUACCUGAGCCUCGAAGGUCUGAUAAAAGCGGUCAGAUCGGACAUAAAGACGAAAAACGCGCACACCAACGUGGGACAUUGCACGGCCUGCUUGUCCGGAAUUUAUCCCGGGGGAGUCCCGAACACGACUUCAGACGAUUGGUGAACCGCCGGACGAAGCGAAGGAAGAGCCAAUGCGAAACAUGGAUGGCUCGAAGCAUUAUUCGAAGGGACAACGCGUGGAACUACGGAAAUAUGAGAGUUGAUUUUUGAAUAUGAUGAUGAUACCGAUCAUUUUGGAUUUGUUUCGGAAGCGAUACAGAGUGUACAAAAACCGAGCGGAUACAGUCAUGGGCGUCAUUGGAAAAAAAGUUGAAUUUAGGGGCCAUUUGGAUACAUUUUUCUUGGUACACAUCUGAAUUUUGUGUAAAGAAACUACAGUUCUCAACACACUGAAUGGACUACUCAUAAUUUAACUCUAUUUCGAGGACCUGUAUUUUUAAAAAAAACUGAUCUUUAUGCGGUUUUUGAUAUCAGAUGUGAUAUUUCAUCGGCUUCAAAGAGAGCAAGAACACUCUGGAAAAGUCCGCAGAACAAAAAUUACAUAGGGUGUGAAGUAGAACCAUUACAUUAUGGUCUACAUUUCCAAUGCUGCCAGAACUCGAGAAAUUUUUUUCUGAUCAAAAAUCAGCCAUAUUAUGAUACACUCUGGGACCUCAUCUCGGGACGUUUUCGUGAUUUCUCCUUAAUUGGCCAUUGGAACAAAAAUUCGAUUUUUUUUCAAAAGUCUUGCAUUUCUUGAAAUUUUUCUCUAGAACUCCACUUGAGCUGACUAUUGGGAAGAACUGUUCUCAUGUUUUGUGGAGGACAAUGAAAGACGAAAGAAGCACUAUUGUGGAAUAUACAGGAUGAUAAGAAAAUAGGACAAAAUCUCAUUUCAGUAAAAAAAUCAAAAAUGGUGACUAAAACCAUGGUCCAUUCGAUUCAGUAUAUUCAGAAACGGCCUUCUCGAUAUCCAUUAUUUAUAUUAGACUAUUAACUCGAGACGUUUUCGAAAAUUCGUCUCUAAUUGAAAUACAGGAUGAAAAUUUCCAAUUCGAACUUGUUUCCUGAUAUUGAUGAUUCUUAUCAACUGAUUUCCAAUAAGUCAUGGAAACCAUCCAUUCUCAAAGUGGUCCGGUAUUUUUUCAACAGGAGAAAAACGAACUCAAAGUCGGUCGACCACAAUAUUUAAUAUCAAAAUUAUAUAUAAGCAGUGUGUUACUAUAGUUUCGGCUCUACGGCCAUCUUCAGACACAAUUGAAAAGUACCUGUUAUGUGGAGAAACAUCUUAACAAUAGAAACAUUUUUAUCAGUAAAAUCGGAUCGUUAUAAAAAUUAAUCAGUCCAGCCUCACAUUCAACAACAUUUGUAACGGCUGAAAAGCCAAAAGAACAUUCAAUAAGUAAGUUCAACAUCAAGGAAACUAAUUAAAUGUUUUUAAAGUGAGUGGUCCAUUUAGUGUGUUGAGAACUGUAUUACAAAAACUCAACUGAGAUUUACUUUGACAUGUAGUAGAAUAAAAGUAGCCAACCGACGUCUUCCAUCUAUGGUUCUAUAAGUGGUAUCAAAACCUCUAAAACCAAUACUUUUGGCAUGUGAUAGAUUUUCCGAAAUUCAAGGAUGGACUUGUCGAAUCCCUCAAAAUUCUAUUGUUGAAUGCUAUCCUUUUAGUGAAAUCGAAAAACAUGACAAGUUAUUUUAUUAUCCAUCUACGUCUUAGAGAAUCAGAAAAUCUGUAAGUGGUUCAAAUAACCAAUCGAAUGACAGUUGGUAAAAUUGUUUUUCUGAGCCUGGUCUGCACUUGUAGCAUAGUUAAAAAUGAAAAAAAAUCCUCUUCCAUAAAUGGAAGAAAUUUUUUCAGUAUUCCGAAUAUAUAUUUUGGAAAUCUAAAGCUUUCAUUCGAAUUUAUAUUCAUAUUCGUUCCUUCAUUUCGCCCAUGUUUUUUAUGUAUUCCCUAAAAUUCACAUAUAGGUCCCCAAAUGACGCCCAUGAAAAUAGUGUAUAACUACAAAUACCUGAACUUUGUUUAUCACUAGGGUUACUCAAGUUCAACAAACAGAUUUUGGUUUGAAGUUUAUCUUUACUUUUCCCUUCACGAAGUUGAUAGAUCAAACUGCAAAAAAGUGUCAUGUUUUGACGCUCUAUCAGAAUCUGUUGAAAAAUCCUGCUAAAGGUAGGGUAAGUGGGCAGAAAAAGCAGAGAUGAGUGUUGACUUCAAUUUAUGCUAU